Suncus etruscus (white-toothed pygmy shrew) is the source of this 3477-nucleotide messenger RNA. RefSeq names its product leucine rich repeat neuronal 1 (gene LRRN1). The transcript is spliced from 2 exons. The coding region runs from base 514 to 2664 and encodes 716 amino acids. Gene Ontology annotation, molecular function: protein binding. The record is from RefSeq and is a predicted model, not a curated record. Lineage: Eukaryota; Metazoa; Chordata; Mammalia; Eulipotyphla; Soricidae.
UGCGGAGCACAAAGCAGGGCGCAGCCUGGCGCCCGUGGCAGCCCGGAGGAGGCGAGCUGGGCGCGCGGGGAACCGAACCCGGGGCCAGGGCGGCGACUGUGGCUCGCCCCCAGCCUCUCUGCUCGCCGCCCGGCCCUCCUCAGCAGCUGUUGCUCUCCCCGCUAGCCGCCUUGUGGGUCCCCGGAGCCCAGCGGUCCUGUCUGGGGCGCACCCGGAGGGGACCCCGUUAGCCCGGCCUCUGGGGACAUCUCCAGACUUUAACUCAAUCGAAGAAGAUAAUACUGCAGAGCCGGGGCCAUGCUUGGACUUGGAAGACACCAUUAAGACUCCGAAUUACUUCCUUUCUUUUGCAAACUCCAGGAAAACAUUCCUCUGGACACUGAAAUUCUGCACAUCUCAAGAGAAGCUGGUCUUGAAUGUCAGCACGACUUUCUAUGCUGUCUAGUGCUCGGUAGUGCCUGCCUUGUAUUAAGACAUUUUAGUGUCAGGAGCUGAGCUUGUCAGCAAGCCAGCAUGGCUAGCAUGUACUCUGUCUUAUUGGCUAACCAAUUGGUUCUGGGCUUACUGGUGAUGUCUUUCAGUGGACCUUCCCUACAAAGCAGCGAGUGUCCGCAACUCUGCGUUUGUGAGAUCCGGCCCUGGUUUACCCCUCAGUCAACAUACAGGGAAGCCACCACUGUAGAUUGCAAUGACUUGCGUCUCACAAGGAUCCCCAGUAACCUCUCCAGCGACACGCAAGUGCUUCUUCUACAGAGCAAUAACAUUGCAAAGACAGUGGAUGAACUUCAGCAGCUCUUCAACCUUACUGAGUUGGAUUUCUCCCAAAACAACUUCACAAGCAUCAAGGAGGUAGGGCUGGCCAAUCUGACGCAGCUCACCACCUUGCAUUUGGAGGAAAAUCAGAUCACGGAAAUGACUGAUUAUUGCCUGCAGGACCUUAGUAACCUUCAAGAACUUUACAUCAACCAUAACCAGAUCAGCACUAUUUCUGCAAAUGCCUUUUCGGGUCUAAAAAAUCUUCUGAGGCUUCACUUGAACUCAAACAAAUUGAAAGUCAUUGAUAGCCGCUGGUUUGCCUCUACCCCCAACCUAGAAAUCCUCAUGAUUGGAGAGAACCCCGUGAUUGGGAUUCUGGAUAUGAACUUCAAACUGCUCUCCAAUCUGAGAAGCUUGGUGCUGGCUGGCAUGUACCUCACAGACAUCCCCGGGAAUGCCUUGGUGGGCCUGGACAGUCUUGAGAGUCUGUCCUUUUAUGAUAAUAAGCUGGUCAAAGUUCCUCAACUUGCCUUGCAGAAAGUCCCAAAUUUGAAAUUCUUAGACCUUAACAAAAACCCAAUCCACAAAAUCCAAGAAGGGGACUUUAAGAAUAUGCUGCGGUUAAAAGAGCUGGGUAUCAACAACAUGGGGGAGCUCGUGUCCAUGGACCGCUAUGCCUUAGACAAUCUGCCUGAGCUCACCAAGCUGGAAGCCACCAAUAACCCCAGAUUAUCUUACAUCCACCGCUUGGCCUUCCGCAGUGUCCCUGCCCUUGAGAGCUUGAUGCUCAACAACAAUGCUUUGAAUGCUGUGUACCAGGCCACGGUGGAAUCCCUGCCCAGUCUGCGUGAGAUCAGCAUUCACAGCAACCCCCUGAGGUGUGACUGUGUCAUUCACUGGGUUGGCUCCAAUAAGACCAACAUCCGCUUCAUGGAACCCCUAUCCAUGCACUGCGCCAUGCCCCCCGAGUACAAAGGACACCAAGUUCGGGAGGUGCUUUCUCAGGAUGCCAGCGAGCAGUGUUUGCCCAUGAUUUCCCAUGACACGUUCCCCAGUCACUUGAACGUGGACAUUGGUGCGUUGGUGUUCCUAGACUGUCGUGCCAUGGCUGAGCCAGAGCCCGAAAUAUAUUGGGUCACCCCUCUGGGAAAUAAGAUUACUGUGGAAAUGUUUUCUGAUAAAUACAGGCUGAGCAGUGAGGGGACCUUGGAAAUCACCAAUACGCAAAUUGAAGACUCAGGGAGAUACACCUGUGUGGCCCAAAAUGUAGAAGGGGCUGACACACGCGUGGUGACCAUCAAAGUCAAUGGGACCCUUCUGGAUGGUGCCCAGGUGCUGAAAAUUUACGUCAAGCAAACAGAAUCUCACUCCAUUUUAGUGUCCUGGAAAGUGAAUUCCAACGUGAUGGCAUCCAACUUGAAGUGGUCCUCAGCCACCAUGAAGAUCGACAACCCACACAUAACGUACACAGCCAGGGUCCCUGUGGAUGUACACGAGUACAAUCUGACCCACCUGCAGCCAUCUACGGAUUAUGAGGUAUGUCUCACCGUGUCCAACAUUCGCCAGCACACUCAGAGGUCCUGUGUCAAUGCCACGACCAAACAUGCCACCUUCGCCUUGGACAUUCCAGAUCAAGAAAGUAGCACGGCCCUAGCCACGGUGAUGGGCUCUUUGUUUGCUGUGGUCAGUCUUGUAGCCACUGCCCUGUAUGUCACCAAACGAUUCAAGCGAAAGAACUACCACCACUCCUUAAAAAAAUAUAUGCAAAAGACCUCUUCAGUCCCCCUCAAUGAGCUGUACCCACCACUCAUCAAUCUCUGGGAAGGUGACAGCGAGAAGGACAAAGAUGGCCCUGCUGACAUCAAGCCAGUACAAGUGGACACUUCCAGAAGCUAUUACAUGUGGUGACGCAGUGGACAUUUGCUUCUGGUAGUAAGGAGCACAAGACAUCUUUGCUUUAUUCUGCAAAAGUAACAAGUCCAGGACUUUUGUAUCUUUGACUUUGUUAGUCUGGGGUGAAGUGGACAGGACAGUGGAGUCUGAAUGGAGUGGACAGGAGAGUGAAUAUUGUGGCAUCUCAUUAUGAGCUUGAGACCUCAAGUCUUUGUUAUACAUGGUUGGUAGCAUCUGUAGGAAUCCAGUUUGCAUUUGGUUUUUAUUGUUAUCAUUAUGAUGAUGACAUUAUUGUUAUUAUAUUAUUAUUACUUUGGUUUGUUGUGCUAAGCUCAGUAACGCUGUUCUAACUACAGUGCUCACUAAAAUGCUUCACAGAAGGUGGAGGUUUCUAUGCAUAUCCUGUAGCCUGACAUCUUCAGAGCAAAGUGCAAGAUGCCCAUAAAGCUCGCCACCACUGCCAUGGACAGCGCUGUCUGGAUGCUAGAGCUGGCCCCUCCAUCCCUGUCACUCCAGAAGCCGACGUGAGACUUGUUACCUUUGUUGAAUGAUGUUAGUUGACUGUUCUGUAAUGUUGCAUCAACUGAAUUGAAUGUUUGCCUUUGAACAACGACCAUUUUUUUCUUUUUUAUAAUAGUUAAAGAGGCUUAGAACAAGCUAACAGGCAAUAGAGAUAUGUAUAUCAGAUUUUUAAUGUAACAGACUACAUGUUAAUUGUUACUUUAUUCUUUUUAUCUUUAGUAGAGACUUUUAAAAGAAAAAUACAAUAAUUUUGUUGUGUUUAACUCACCAGCCUGUGGUGUAUAAUGAAAACAGAACGAUAAUAAA